Physeter macrocephalus (sperm whale) is the source of this 4724-nucleotide messenger RNA. Its product is annotated as oxysterol-binding protein 1. The record is from RefSeq and is a predicted model, not a curated record. The coding region runs from base 583 to 2565 and encodes 660 amino acids. NCBI's taxonomy places the organism in Eukaryota, Metazoa, Chordata, Mammalia, Artiodactyla, Physeteridae. Gene Ontology annotation, cellular component: cytosol; intracellular membrane-bounded organelle; perinuclear endoplasmic reticulum. Gene Ontology annotation, molecular function: sterol binding. The transcript has 13 exons.
UGGUUUACAGAGAGCAGCUAGACUGCAGUUCUCAACCCAUGUCAUACAGGCCCACUGAUCACCCAACAGAUGAUAGUGGAUUUGCACUAAUAAUCAGUGUGACUGGAUUGGGACCCUCAAGCUAGGGUUAAAAGGCUCAGUAAUUCAUUCCCAGCCCCAAGAGCCAUUUAGCUUCUCCAUCCUGUCCUCUAGGUCACUGGUUUGCAAACCUCAGUGUGCAUCAGAGUUACCCAGACAGCUUAUUCAAAAUACAGAUUCCUGGACCUUGCCUCACACCAGCCAAAUCAAGGUUUUUCUGGGGGUGGGGCCAGAGACUGCACCUUUAAGAAGAACCCCAGGGUUGGGACAUGAGGGGAUGGAGGAGGGUGGUCAAAAAGUACAAGCUUCCAGGGACUUCCCUGGUGGCGCAGUGGUUAAGAAUCCCCCCAGUGAAGGGGACACGGGUUCAAUCCCUGGUCCGGGAAGAUCCCACAUGCCGCGGAGCAACUAAGCCUGUGCUCCACAACUACUGAGCCCACGUGCUACAACUACUGAAGCCUGCGCGCCUAGAGCCUGUGCUCUGUAGCAAGGGAAGCCACCGCAAUGAGAAGCCCAUGCACCACAACGAAGAGUAGCCCCCGCUCGCCGCAACUAGAGGAAGCCCACUCACAGCAACCAAGACCCAACACAGCCAAAAAAAAAAAAAGAUUAAAAAGAAAGAUUUUUAAAAAAGAUGAGUCAGGAGACGAAGAGUCCGUCUCACAAACCGACAAGACCGAGCUGCAGAACACCCUGCGGACGCUGUCCAGCAAAGUGGAGGACCUGAGCACAUGCAACGACCUGAUCGCCAAGCACGGCACGGCGCUGCAGCGCUCGCUUAGCGAGCUGGAGUCCCUGCGGCUGCCGGCCGAGAGCAACGAGAAGGUCAAACAGGUCAACGAGCGGGCCACACUCUUCAGGAUAACGUCCAACGCCAUGAUCAACGCCUGCAGAGAUUUCCUUGUGUUAGCCCAGACCCACAGUAAAAAGUGGCAGAAGUCCCUGCAGUAUGAAAGGGACCAGCGUAUCCGCCUGGAAGAGACCCUGGAGCAGCUAGCGAAGCAGCACAACCACCUGGAGAGAGCCUUCCGAGGAGCCGCGGUGCUGCCGGCAAACGCCGCUGGCAGUGCUGGUUCUGGCAAAGGUCAGUGCUGCUCCGGCAAAGGAGACCUGAGUGAUGAGGAUGACGAGAAUGAGUUCUUUGAUGCCCCUGAAAUCAUCACCACGCCUGAAAAUUUGGGCCACAAACGUACUGGCAGCAACAUCAGCGGAGCCAGCAGUGACAUCAGCCUUGAUGAACAGUACAAGCAUCAGCUGGAAGAGACCAAGAAGGAAAAGAGAACGAGGAUACCAUACAAGCCAAACUAUAGCCUCAAUUUGUGGAGCAUCAUGAAGAACUGCAUCGGAAAAGAACUCUCCAAGAUCCCCAUGCCGGUAAACUUUAAUGAGCCCUUAUCCAUGCUUCAGCGCCUUACGGAAGAUCUGGAAUACCAUGAGCUGUUAGACCGAGCUGCAAAGUGUGAGAACUCUCUAGAACAGCUCUGUUAUGUUGCAGCUUUCACCGUGUCCUCCUACUCCACUACUGUCUUCCGUACCAGCAAGCCAUUCAACCCACUCCUUGGGGAGACCUUUGAGCUAGACCGAUUAGAGGAGAAUGGGUACCGAUCCCUCUGUGAGCAGGUGAGUCAUCAUCCCCCUGCGGCUGCACACCACGCUGAGUCCAAAAAUGGCUGGACGUUGCGUCAGGAAAUCAAAAUCACCAGCAAGUUUCGAGGCAAAUACCUCUCCAUUAUGCCCCUUGGUAGCAUCCACUGUAUCUUCCACGCAACUGGGCACCACUACACUUGGAAAAAAGUUACCACGACAGUGCACAACAUUAUCGUGGGCAAACUGUGGAUCGAUCAGUCUGGCGAAAUUGAUAUUGUGAAUCACAAGACAGGAGACAAGUGCAAUCUUAAAUUUGUUCCUUACAGCUACUUCUCUCGGGAUGUAGCAAGAAAGGUGACAGGGGAAGUGACAGAUCCAUCAGGAAAAGUUCACUUUGCCCUUCUGGGGACGUGGGAUGAGAAAAUGGAGUGUUUCAAAGUACAGCCAGUCAUCGGGGAAAAUGGGGGUGACGCCCGGCAGCGAGGCCACGAAGCAGAGGAAAGCAGGGUCAUGCUGUGGAAGCGGAAUCCUCUACCGAAGAACGCAGAGAACAUGUACUACUUCUCAGAGCUGGCUCUAACUCUCAAUGCCUGGGAAGCUGGCACCGCCCCCACAGACAGCCGGUUACGGCCCGACCAGAGACUGAUGGAGAACGGGCGCUGGGAUGAGGCGAACGCUGAGAAGCAGCGCCUGGAGGAAAAGCAGAGACUUUCCAGAAAGAAGCGAGAAGCCGACGCUGUGAAAGCCACGGAGGACGGCACGCCCUACGAUCCCUACAAGGCUCUGUGGUUCGAACGGAAGAAGGACCCCGUUACCAAGGAGCUAGCCCAUGUUUAUAGGGGAGCGUACUGGGAGUGUAAGGAGAGACAGGACUGGAGCUCGUGCCCGGACAUUUUCUGAACCAGCCCUGACAAGAGGAGGAGGAGCCAAAGGAGAAGAGGACAGAGGAUGCACGGGAAAGCUGGCAGUCGUGACUCUCUUACCGAGAGCUUUCCUCAAGUUUGUCUGUCUUAACCAAUCAUUUUUUCCAAAUCAAUCACCAGAAGCAGACACCGUGGGUGGUGAUUGGCUGGUUGCCUUAGCGGAUUGAAACUGAAAUCGACAUUCUAGAUACUGUGUGUGUGAGGGAGAGGCGUCCUGGCUGAGUGUUAGUGUCAUCCCACUUCUGCAGCAUCACGUGCUCUUGACUCUUCCUCUCCCUCUCUGCCCCGGUUGAGAUGCUGUCCCUCCCCCUCCCCCUACAGAGCCUGCCCAGCCAAGACCUGCGGAGGAGGAGGAUGCGGGGCGUUCCGGUGCUGUUCAGAGCGAGAGCUGAUUUUAGAGGUUCCCUUUAAAAACAAACACGUAAGACUCACCAACAGAGGCAUCGUGAAUGCUCGUGGUGGAGCUUAGGCUGGUGGAGCUUAGGCGUGACGUUAUGAAGUGUUCACAGAUGGGGUCAAUUUAACGGGGUGUCCGUGUGGAGAAAACCGCGGCACUGGAACACUUGCGAGAGGGACUGUUUUGCAAGGCCGGGACGUUCAGAGUUAAAUUCUUGGAAGUUUCGAUCUUCACUCGCGUAAAACACCCUGCUGCUGUUCUCCAUCUCCUUUGACAGCAACCAGGGCCACUUGGGUGGUCGGUAGGAGGCUUGCAUUAUCCUCGAAAAGGGGUUUUACGGACUCGCUCAGGCGGAGAACUUCUGAGAACACGAGGCAGGAUGGAAGAAGACUGCUGGCCACUGUUGCUUUCCCGUUCUCUCUUCUCCCUCCGCACAAUACUGAUUCGGGUUUGUGCCCUGUGGAGCAAAGCAUUACCUGUCCCGUUCUGAUACACUUCAGAAUCUGAGAGAAGGAGUUUAUCUGGAAUAAGUUUUCACCAUCUCUCAAGCCCCAUGGACUGGAGCCACCUCUGGAAUAAUGCGUUAAGUAUCUGUAUAUUAUAUAUAUGUAGAGAAAAAUCUAAUUCUUUUUUGGUUUGAUUUUCCUUCUUCCCAUUAAGAAUCUUGAUUUUUGAUAUCACUUGUCUCCCUGGGACUCUCUCUUGGACACACUGAUGUGGAUUGGAGCCCCCUCUGCUUUCCCUCUUUCAGGGGCAGACAGAUUCCAAACCUGAGCAGGACCCCACCCAGCGGUUACUGAGCAGGGACUUUGUCCAUGGUUUGUACCAUGAGGUGCCCACUGCUGUCUAAAGUCUGCUCUUCUAGUUACCUGGCUCUUGAAAAUGAAAUCCUAACCUCUUUCCUACCUUUUUUCCUUCUCUUACUAGGAAGAGUAUGGGUAGAAAGUCAGGAGGGUGAUUUCCGGUUUCAGCCUGCCUCCAGCCUGCCUCUGUGCAAAUCUCAGCGCACAGAGCUGGUCCCCAAAAGAGCCUUCUUCCUAGGAAUGGGGGCUAAAAGCACUGUCACGUGGGGUGGGUAAGAGAACUGCUCCUGCUGGGCCCUGGUUUCCUCCAGUUUUUUGUUCUGUAUUUGUUUAAGUUGUCUUGUUCAGAACUCUAACCCCUGUGCCACCCACCCUUGGUUGAGGAUCACAAAUCGAGGUGCCUUCCUUGUGUGCUUUUUGUUUCUGUUCCUUAACUGCCGAGCCUCAGCCGGUGUGGGUCCUGUGGGGGAGAAUCAUUCCAGAGGAAGCCAUCCCUGCAGGGAAAUUGGAUUUAUACUGGGUAGAUGGUACUCUUACUCCUUCCCCACCAUCCCUUCCUUCCUAGCUGUGAUGAACUUGAGAGAGGGACAACUCCCGGGGAAUUUCCUCCUACGAACUCGAACUCGAUUCCCAGCAUAAGCAAGGGAUUGUUCCAGGGCUGCUGCUUUCAAGGAGGCCCAUAAAAGCGUUGAUGUUACUGGGGUGGGGGGCAGAGCUUUAGACAGCGGGAACUCCCCAAACAGACGGAACUUCCCUGCUCUGUCUCCUGCCCCCCCCACUCCCCGUUCUUCCUCCACCAUCUGCACUACGUUUCCAGCCUGAUGCCCAGUGAGGUUCCUGCUAAUGGAAGCGGCUUCGAGUCCUUCAGGUGAAAUAAAGUCACAUCAAAACAAAACAAAACUAUAUAUAUUUUCGGUUUUUUUGCCUUAUUGUUUU